This is a messenger RNA of Galeopterus variegatus (Sunda flying lemur), 1870 nucleotides long. RefSeq names its product peptidylprolyl isomerase D (gene PPID). The transcript has 9 exons. Bases 74 to 1240 code for a protein of 388 amino acids. Gene Ontology annotation, molecular function: peptidyl-prolyl cis-trans isomerase activity; protein binding. Lineage: Eukaryota; Metazoa; Chordata; Mammalia; Dermoptera; Cynocephalidae. Gene Ontology annotation, biological process: protein folding; protein peptidyl-prolyl isomerization. The record is from RefSeq and is a predicted model, not a curated record.
CGCUCUUGAGUUGGAGCUGUCGGUUGGCCGCGAGGUGUCUGGAUCCUGCUUACCAAGGCAUCUGCAAGUCGAAAUGUCGCACCCGUCCCCCCAAGCUAAGCCCUCUAACCUCAGUAACCCCCGAGUCUUCUUUGACGUAGACAUCGGAGGGGAGCGAGUUGGUCGAAUUGUCUUAGAGUUGUUUGCAGACAUUGUACCCAAAACUGCAGAAAAUUUUCGUGCAUUGUGUACAGGAGAAAAAGGCAUUGGACCCACAACUGGGAAACCACUCCAUUUCAAAGGAUGCCCUUUCCAUCGAAUUAUUAAGAAAUUUAUGAUUCAGGGUGGAGACUUCUCAAAUCAGAAUGGGACAGGUGGAGAAAGUAUAUAUGGUGAAAAAUUUGAAGAUGAAAGUUUCUACUAUAAGCAUGAUCGUGAGGGUUUAUUGAGCAUGGCAAAUGCAGGCUGCAAUACAAAUGGUUCUCAGUUCUUUAUUACAACAGUUCCAACUCCUCAUUUGGAUGGGAAACAUGUGGUGUUUGGCCAAGUAAUUAAAGGGAUAGGUGUGGCAAGGAUACUGGAAAAUGUAGAAGUGAAAGGUGAAAAACCUGCCAAGUUGUGUGUUAUUGCAGAAUGUGGAGAAUUGAAGGAAGGGGAUGAUUGGGGAAUAUUCCCAAAAGAUGGCUCUGGUGAUAGUCAUCCAGAUUUCCCUGAGGAUGCAGAUAUAGAUUUAAAAGAUGUAGAUAAAAUUUUAUUAAUAACAGAAGACUUAAAAAACAUUGGAAAUACUUUUUUCAAAUCCCAGAACUGGGAGAUGGCCAUUAAAAAAUAUGCAAAAGUUUUAAGAUAUUUGGAUGGUUCAAAGGUUGUUAUGGAGAAUGCAGAAAGAUCCAAGCUACAACCUGUAGCUUUAAGCUGUGUACUGAAUAUUGGUGCUUGUAAACUGAAGAUGUCAGAUUGGCAGGGAGCAAUCGACAGUUGUUUGGAGGCUCUUGAAAUAGACCCAUCAAAUACCAAAGCCCUGUACCGCAGAGCUCAAGGAUGGCAAGGAUUAAAAGAAUAUGAUCAAGCAUUGGCUGAUCUUAAGAAAGCUCAGGAGAUAGCACCAGAAGAUAAAGGUGAGUUGGAAGGCUUUUGCAGUGACAGUUCAUUUUGUCCUUUAAAAAUUUAUCCUCAUGAACCAUUGUACACUUUGCCAGAUAUUAUUUGUUCAACAAAUGUUACAGCAUGCCUGUCAGUAGGUCAGACAUUGAUCAUAUAGCAAUGAACACCUGCCCUCAAAGAGCUUACAUUCUAGUCCCCCUCAAGAAUGUGUUAGUUUAUCAUGUGUCUGAUUACUGUUUGUUCUAUAUAUCAUUUAUAUAUCUAUAAACCUGGUUCUGGUUGAAAGCGCAGUACUAAAAAAUACAGUAUUCAUGCCAAAUUUAACGUUUGGGAUCAUUCCUUGUACUGAAUGUGGCCAUAACCUAGUGUUCUAGCUACUGGAUAUAAUGUUUCAGGAAGGCUAUUUCAAAAAUAAGCUUUUUUCUUUUCUCUUUUUUUUUUUUUGGUGGCUGGCUGGUAUAGGGAUUAAACCCUGGACCGUGGUGUUAUCAGCACCAUUUUCUAACCAACUGAGCUAACUGGCCAGCCCUUUUGUUUUUUAAAUAAGCCAACUGUGCAUAGUGACACUAGAUCUAGAUACUUAAAAAUUAUCUUUGGUUUCUUACUGCUAAAAUAAAACAAGGGAGGCAUUUACUGCCCUCUCUAAUGGUGAGGGAGAAGGCAACUCUUUUAUAUAAUUGAGUUCUCUCAGUUGACAGUUUUCUCAAGUUAUGCUUCAUGAUUUUUGUUUUUGUGUGAUUGCUCUUUCUUAAAAGAGUAGAAUUUUCUGUUAAUAGGGCUCAGUUAU